Aspergillus bombycis is the source of this 708-nucleotide messenger RNA. RefSeq names its product glutathione S-transferase family protein. The record is from RefSeq and is a predicted model, not a curated record. The transcript has 3 exons. NCBI's taxonomy places the organism in Eukaryota, Fungi, Ascomycota, Eurotiomycetes, Eurotiales, Aspergillaceae. Bases 1 to 708 code for a protein of 235 amino acids.
AUGUCGUCCGACAUCACACUAUACACCUGGUCCACUGCAAAUGGCAUCAAGGCCUCCAUCACCCUGGACGAGCUUGGCCUACCCUACAAGAUUGAACCGAUUGAUAUUGGAGCCGGCGUUCAGAGGGAGGAGUGGUUCUUGAAGAUUAACCCCAAUGGCCGUAUCCCGGCACUCCUCGACGGCUCACAACGUGUUUUCGAGAGUGGCUCGAUUAUGUUGUAUCUUGCCGACAGAUAUGACACAGAACGCAAGAUCAGCUAUGCACCUGGCACUCCCGAGUACAUUGAGCAGGUGUCCUGGUUGAUGUUCCAGAUAGGUGGCAUUGGUCCCAUGCAGGGCCAGGCAAACCACUUCCGACUGGUUGCCAAUGUCCGCUCCGACCACGCUAUCAAGAGAUUCAUGGAUGAGACCAAGCGUCUUUACUCGGUCCUGGAAUCCCGUCUGAAGGAAAGCCCCUAUCUGGCAGGUGCGAAGUAUACCAUUGCCGAUAUCGCCAGCUAUACGUGGGUCCGCCGAGGCCCUGCGCUUCUGGAGAUUGAUCUCUCUGAGUUUCCGGCUGUCAAGAGGUGGGUCGAUGAGAUCGGCAAGCGGGCGGCGGUGCAGAAGGGCACCGACGUGCCUCAUGUUGACCGUACCAACGAGCAGAUGGGGGUCUUCCAAAACGCUCGCGCUAAGAUUGAUGCCAUGAUCAACUGUGAUACACAUUGA